This is a messenger RNA of Drosophila gunungcola (fruit fly), 2347 nucleotides long. RefSeq lists its product as uncharacterized. Lineage: Eukaryota; Metazoa; Arthropoda; Insecta; Diptera; Drosophilidae. The coding region runs from base 255 to 2144 and encodes 629 amino acids. The transcript has 8 exons. The record is from RefSeq and is a predicted model, not a curated record. Gene Ontology annotation, biological process: spermatogenesis.
AUUUUACAGUUAGCAUAGAUACAUAUAUUUUAAAGCCUGGCGCUUGUUGCUGAUCAACCCUAGGAAGAUUGUGUAAUAAAAUACAUUUAAAAUGAAUAAUCAACCCGAUCUGAGCUAAUCUAUUCAAAAUAAGUGAUACUCGUUGGUUAUGUCGUUGUUCCCAAGCCAAGGACUCAAGGCUUGAUGUGGCGGUGAUCAGCGACCAGAAAAAAAUAUUAUUUCAACGAAAUUUUUAUGGGCGUUAGAAUUUGGAUAUGUGGUACCCAAACAAUUAUAACUGGCAGCAUAAUAGGGCCGUUGUCCGUCGCAACUUUUAUCAAUAUCCCAAUAUGAGCGCCUGCAACUAUGACAUGCAGGUCUUCUACAAGAUUUUCCCACAAAGUCGGCCAUAUAAUUUCUACCAGCAGCCGGUUAACUAUUAUAACUACCAGCACCGGGGUUUUCAUUACAACUUUCAGGAGCAGUGUUUUACAACACCAAUCCAGAUUAACCCACAUAACUACCCACAACUUAACCAAAGAUCUAACCACUGCAGUUUUCCGCAGAUCAGACCAAGCUAUUGUUCCUAUACGAGUAAGCAGGGAAAUUGCAACCGGUGCCGUUCUCCGAAAAAUAGAUUAUGUAAUUGUUCUUAUGCGAGUCAACAGGACAAUUCGUCUCAACAACCAAAAAUAGCCGCCAAGGAAAUGGUGGCAUCUUUGGAAAUCGCUUUAGUUGAGAAUAGUUCUGACCUAGGGGGUGGUGGAGAAAACGAUUAUUGUCGGGCCCUGUCACAAGCCGUUGUAAAUGAAGAUUUUUUUGAAAAAGAGGAGUCAGCUUGUGCCAACUAUUCACGAUCCAGACCAAAGGAUGAGCAAGAAACCAAAAAUAUUCUGUCGGACGAUGAGGAACGGAAAAGCUCCGAGAAAGUAAACUCAACGCAUGUGGAAUAUAACGAAGCACAGGCAUUUAAGUGUGCAGUUGAAAUUUUAGAUUUUUCUGAGGAAGACAAAACAGUUUGUUGUAAUUAUCCACAAAAGCCACAAAACCCGGAGAAUACUAAUCCUUCUUAUUACCUCGAUGAGCAAGAAAUCCGAAAAAUUGUAUUCGAUGAUGAGGAAUUGAAAAGCUCUGAGAAAAAAAACGAAUCAUCUGUGGAAUGUGUGUCAGAUGAUACGGGAUGGAUAAAUUCUGGGAAAGAAACCGCAUCGCCUGUGGAAAAUAAUGAGCCACAGGCACUUGAUUUUGAUUUUUUUCAGGAAGACGAAAUAGUUUCUUCUAACUUUUCGCAAGUCAAACCGAAAUUGCAAAAGCCACAGGAUUCUUAUCCCAUUAGUUACCCAGAUGAGCCCAAAAUCGGAACGAAUGAAUCCGAAGAUAAGGAAUGGAUAAGCCUUAAAAAGGAAAAACCAUCGUCAAUUGUAAAUGUAAAUGAGUCAGUAGCGCUUGAUGGGAGUCGUGAAAAUGCCAGCCCUGCUAGCCAUGUGGACGACGAAUGUAUAUAUCCUGAGGACUCUGUUCGCUUGGAGUUCCAAUUGCCGGCUCGCGAUAUUAAGGCUACGCUCAACGUAAAGGAGCGCUUUGAAAUGCAGUUGGUGAAGGUGUGCAGUCCACACAACUUUAAAAUCUGGAUAUAUGACGAAAAGAUUCAUGACUAUUGGGUCUUGUCCUGUAACAUGCAAACGUUUUACGAAAAUCAAGACAUGAAAACGUUCACUAUUCCCGGGAGUUUAAUUGCCUUGAAUCACUUGUGCGUGGUGCGAUCAUGCAAUUCGGGUGUGUGGGAAAGAGCCAAAGUGGUGCGACACCAACCAACUAACAUAAUGAAGACCAUAGAUGUGGAACUCCUAGACACCGGGGACAUAAUGUGUGUGUCCUACGGAGAUGUUAAGUUUUUGAAGAAGGAGUUCGCUGUGCUGCCGCCGCUAUGUUUGCACGGGCGCCUAGCCUAUAUAGUUCCCUGGAAGGGUUCGACAUGGUCAUCGAGUGUCAGUGCCUACUUUUUCCGUCUGAUUCGCUACCGUAGACUUCUCGCUAAAAUCGAAGCUAUCAAGGAUAACGUUGCAUACCUGGUACUAGUGGAUCCGUUAAUUAAUUCGCCUAUAAAGAACAUAAACAAGAUACUUAUACACUCUGGUUGGGGGCGUCGCUGCUUCACACCCUAGCUUUUCUCUAAAUUUAAUUACUGACUUCAAAUUUCAACCAUAAUGCUUAAGUAAAAUAAUGAAAUUUUGCUUUCAUCCUCUGGAUCGUUUAUAAAAUUGAUUUUUUCUAUUAUGAUCUUGAUGAACUCGAUUAUGUUAUAUUUCAAGAGCAACACUCCCUUCUGAUUUUGCAAAAACAAGUUAACUUGAAUAAAGCGUUUAUA